AUUAUACUGAACAGCGUGUGUUCAACUGAAAAUUGCAACAUUCUGUUAUUGAAUAAGUGUCUGUGUCUAAAGGAGAUCCAAAUUCUUUUUUCUUAUCUGUCAAUAUUGAAUUGUUUCCAGGUUAAGCUUCUUUUGGAAAUGCUUGUCAAGAAAUGUGGCAUUGAUGCUGUUAAGGCUGUAAUGCCAGAAGAACACAUGAGACUCCUUACUAAUAUAAGAAAGAUCAAGGAGCGGACAGAGAGAAAAUUUGCAGUUAACCCUGAGGAAACCAGAUCUCAUUUUUCUAAAGCAACUACUUCAAGGCUUAGCCGAUGGAAUCAUACAAAAAUAUUUUCCGAUUUUGGUGACGAAGACUCCGAGAACAGUGAUGCAGAAUACAUGGAUACAAAGACAGUUUCUGGUCGACGGAGCAAGGCUUCCUCACAGCUAAAGUCCAAAGCAUCAUCAUUAAGGGUCCAGAAAAAGCGUAAAGCAGAUAAGAGCUUGCCAGAAGAUUUGUUUGACCAGUUAGAAGAUGAGCCACUUGACUUACUUGAUCGGCAGAAAACAAGGUCAGCUCUUAGAUCAUCUGAGCAUUCCAAGAGAAAGUCAGAAUCAGAUGAUGAUCUGGAGAUAGACUCUGAGGGGCGCUUGGUGAUUCAUGAGGGAGAUAAACCAAAGAAGGUAUUGCAUUCAGUCCCUGAUUCAGAUGCAAGGAGUGAAGUAGGCAGUAUUAUGUCUAUGAACUCCACAAGGAAAAACCAGAAACGUGGGAAAACGUCUGAGUCUGGAUGGGCAUACACUGGGAGUGAGUAUGCUAGCAAGAAGGCAACUGGGGAUGUGAAGAGGAAGGGCAAGCUUGAACCGUAUGCUUAUUGGCCUCUUGAUCGCAAGAUGAUGAGCCGUAGACCAGAGCAUCGGGCAGCUGCUCGGAAAGGUAUGGCUAGUGUGGUAAAUAUGGCCAAAAAACUUGAAGGGAAGAGUGCGUCGACUGCUCUUUCAUUGAAACCCAUAAAUUUUAAGAGUCAAAAGAAAGGCAGCAAGAAAACAAGGAAGUAAAAGACCAUAUACACUGUGAUGAAAUUGGUUGGGAGAUAUGCAUUCCGGGUCGUGAAGAUUUUUGUUAAUAAAUUAUACUAAGUUAUAGGCAUUGGGUUUUUGGAAAUUCAUGUAUCGGAUAGUACAAUGCUGUGUAUAUAAUUACAGAG
Molecule: messenger RNA, 1187 nt
Organism: Pistacia vera
Lineage: Eukaryota; Viridiplantae; Streptophyta; Magnoliopsida; Sapindales; Anacardiaceae
Product: RRP12-like protein
Exons: 4
Source: RefSeq, a predicted model, not a curated record